AUGUUCCCUAUCUACUCCUUCCAUCCACUUCCCACUACAGACCGCCGAUGGCGCCCCAAAGUCGAAGAAGUCGCGCCCAAUUGCCCCCGCUGCGAUUCACCAAACACCAAGUUCUGUUAUUACAACAACUAUUGCCUCGCUCAACCCCGCUACUUAUGUAAAGGCUGUCGCCGCUAUUGGACCAAAGGAGGCUCUCUCCGCAGCAUUCCCGUUGGUGGUGGCUGCCGAAAGACCCGUCGUGGGAAGUCAGCUAAGGUUAUUUCCACCCUUUCUUCUUCUCUUCCUUCGCCAUCCAAUUCUUUUCGGCCAGACCAGGCCCUCGAAAACAUGUCUGGCAGAACAGGUGGAAACUUUCUUAUGUCGGAUCAAUACUUAGACCAAACUCCGCUGAGCUUCACACAGGAAGCUUUUGCCCAAGCCCAUGAUUUUGAUACCAAUUUGAUGGAGGCGAGCAGGGAAGAUUAUUAG
This is a messenger RNA of Dendrobium catenatum, 468 nucleotides long. RefSeq names its product dof zinc finger protein DOF3.5-like. The transcript has a single exon. Lineage: Eukaryota; Viridiplantae; Streptophyta; Magnoliopsida; Asparagales; Orchidaceae. The record is from RefSeq and is a predicted model, not a curated record. Gene Ontology annotation, biological process: regulation of DNA-templated transcription. The coding region runs from base 1 to 468 and encodes 155 amino acids. Gene Ontology annotation, molecular function: DNA-binding transcription factor activity; DNA binding.